This is a messenger RNA of Girardinichthys multiradiatus, 1901 nucleotides long. RefSeq names its product chaperonin containing TCP1, subunit 4 (delta) (gene cct4). Gene Ontology annotation, biological process: protein folding. Bases 159 to 1769 code for a protein of 536 amino acids. The record is from RefSeq and is a predicted model, not a curated record. Gene Ontology annotation, molecular function: ATP hydrolysis activity; ATP binding; ATP-dependent protein folding chaperone. The transcript is spliced from 13 exons. NCBI's taxonomy places the organism in Eukaryota, Metazoa, Chordata, Actinopteri, Cyprinodontiformes, Goodeidae. Gene Ontology annotation, cellular component: chaperonin-containing T-complex.
UGCAGCAGUCGGUGGCUCUGGAAGUUUCUGACGGGGACCGGGGAACACGCCUUAAUCUAAGUCCAUCCGAGGCCGAACCGCUCGGUUUCAGCCACGGGCCCUCAUCCAUUGCUCCCUAAAAUCCUCCAUUAACAUUUACCAUCGUAUAUAAAAAGCAAAUGCCCGCAGCCAUGGCGGUACCGAAAACGUCAAGCGGAGGCAACAACAAAGGAGGGGCGUAUGUGGACCGCGACAAGCCGGCCCAGAUCCGCUACAGCAACAUUUCUGCUGCCAAAGCUGUUGCAGACGCCAUCAGAACAAGUCUGGGACCUAAAGGAAUGGACAAGAUGAUCCAGGAUGAGAAAGGUGACGUGACCAUCACCAAUGAUGGAGCCACCAUCCUAAAGCAGAUGCAGGUGCUGCACCCUGCUGCCAAAAUGCUGGUGGAACUGUCCAAAGCCCAGGACAUCGAAGCUGGUGACGGCACCACCUCUGUGGUGGUGAUUGCUGGAGCGCUGCUGGAUGCCUGUUCCAAACUGUUGCAGAAAGGUAUCCACCCCACCAUCAUUUCUGAGUCGUUCCAGAAGGCCGUGGAUAAGGGCGUGGAGGUGCUUACUGCCAUGAGCCGUCCAAUGGAGCUGAGCGACCGUGAGACGCUCCUCAACAGCGCCACCACGUCGCUAUGCUCCAAGGUGGUAUCACAGUACUCCAGCCUGCUGGCCCCCAUGAGCGUGGAUGCAGUCAUGCGAGUCAUCGACCCGGCCACUGCCACCAGUGUGGACCUGCAGGACAUUAAGAUCAUCAAGAAGCUUGGAGGGACCAUUGAUGACUGUGAGCUGGUGGACGGGCUGGUCCUCACUCAGAGGGUGGCCAACACUGGUGUGACCCGGGUGGAGAAGGCUAAAAUUGGUCUUAUCCAGUUCUGUCUGUCCCCUCCCAAAACGGAUAUGGACAACCAGAUCGUGGUUUCAGACUACGCUCAGAUGGACCGUGUGCUGCGGGAGGAGCGGGCUUACAUCCUUAAUUUGGUGAAACAGAUCAAGAAAGCCGGCUGCAAUGUGCUACUCAUCCAGAAGUCCAUCCUCAGAGAUGCCCUGAGUGACCUCGCUCUGCACUUCCUCAACAAAAUGAAGAUCAUGGUGGUGAAGGAAAUUGAAAGGGAGGAGAUUGAGUUCAUUUGCAAGACUAUUGGCACAAAGCCCAUCGCCCACAUUGACCACUUCAUUGCAGAAAUGCUUGGCACAGCGGAGCUUGCUGAGGAGGUCAGCCUUGACGGCUCUGGGAAACUGGUCAAGAUCACAGGCUGCAGCAGUCCAGGGAAGACUGUAUGCAUUGUGGUUCGGGGAUCCAACAAGCUUGUGAUUGAGGAGGCUGAACGCUCUAUCCAUGAUGCACUGUGCGUGAUUCGCUGCCUGGUCAAGAAGAGGGCUCUGAUAGCUGGAGGUGGUGCUCCAGAGAUUGAGCUGGCGGUGCGUCUGGCAGAGUACUCGCGCUCCCUGGGUGGCAUGGAGGCCUACUGUGUGCGUGCAUAUGCUGACGCCCUGGAGGUAAUCCCCUCAACGCUUGCUGAGAACGCAGGCCUCAAUCCCAUCUCCACGGUGACGGAGCUCCGCAACAGACAUGCACACGGAGACAAGAUGGCAGGCAUCAACGUCCGCAAGGGGGGAAUCUCCAACAUCCUGGAGGAACUGGUGGUGCAGCCUCUGCUGGUUUCUAUCAGUGCUCUAACUCUGGCCACAGAAACAGUCCGCAGUAUCCUCAAGAUUGAUGAUGUGGUGAAUACCCGAUAGGUCUGUCCAGUGAUAUAUCCUGAAGUCGGGUAGUUCUGUGAGGGAUCAGAAGACCUUUGACAUCUGUCUGCUUAGAUUUCCACUAUAGUUGUUACUUUGCCUAAUUUAAAUAAAAAGGCUUGUUUUUGUUGA